GAAAAAAAAACCUUAACCAUCAUCGACGCGCUGGCGGUGCGGGGUCACGAACUAUGACCUUUAACAGGAGAAAAACAAAACAAAUAUUUUAUAAAAAUAGCAGAGAGCCCUAAAUCUGUGUCCAUCGUCUCUCGGAGACUUCACUAAUGACCUUACAUCAUUAUGACGACCAACCUCAAUCUGCUCUCUCAGCAGAAAGCCGACUCUGAGCACGAGGCAGAGGUGUCAUCCUCUCCUUCAGACUCAAUGAUGAGUGAGUCUCCACAACGCUUUCAGGUCAUCUCCACUGAGCCGGCCACAACGCCACAGCGAAUACAGAUUGUAACCGACCAGCAGACAGGUCAGAAGAUCCAGAUAGUGACAGCGAUGAAGCCAUCCAGUGCCCCCAAACAACAGUUCAUUCUGACUACAGCUGACAGCUCAGGGGCAGGCAAGGUCAUCCUGGCCUCACCAGACAGCCACAACACUAAGCAGCUCAUCUUCACUGCUGCGGACAGCCUGAUGCCAGGAAGGAUACAGAUUGUCACAGAUCCAGUGUCAAUGGAACGGUUGUUAGGGCAGUCGGGAGACUUAAGCCGACCACAACCUGUGGAGUACUGUGUGGUGUGUGGGGACAAGGCUUCAGGGCGUCACUAUGGGGCGGUCAGUUGUGAGGGAUGUAAAGGUUUCUUCAAGCGGAGUGUGAGGAAGAACUUGACCUACAGCUGCCGCAGUAAACAGGACUGCGUCAUCAACAAACACCACCGCAAUCGCUGCCAGUUCUGUCGGUUGAGGAAAUGCCUUAAGAUGGGGAUGAAGACUGAGUCUGUUCAGAGUGAGAGAAAACCCAUUGAUGUAGUGCCCAGAGAAAAGCAUGCCAACUGUGCUGCCUCUACCCAAAAGAUCUACAUUCGCAAGGACUUAAACAGUCCACUCAUCGCCACGCCAACCUUUAUCUCUGAUACAGAGACAGAUGGCUCCAGGUCCAGCCUGCUGGACCAGGGGAUGCUUGUUAAUAUCCAACAGCCAGUUAUCCAGAGUGAUGGAACUUUGCUGCUGACCGCUGACUCAAAGAUGGACUCUGGGCAGGGGGACUUGGGGACAUUAGCCAAUGUGGUGACAUCACUGGCCAACCUGAGCGACUCACUGAAAGAGAAUCUAAACAAUGGUGAUAUGUCGGACAGCCAACAUGAGGAUCAAUCUGCCAGUGAGAUAACACGUGCCUUUGACACCCUGGCCAAAGUUUUCAACCCACCUGAAUUGGGGGCCGGACAGAGACUGGCAGAUAAGUCGCAGUGUGUCAGUGGAACAACCAUCCAACUGAUUGGUCGAGACCAGGAGACCCCCAUCAUUGAGGUAGAAGGACCGCUGCUCACAGACAGCCAUGUCGGCUUUAAGCUGACCAUGCCCAGUCCCAUGCCCGAGUAUCUGAAUGUACACUACAUCUGUGAGUCAGCAUCCAGACUUCUCUUUCUCUCCAUGCACUGGGCGCGCUCCAUCCCUGCCUUCUCAGCUCUUGGUCAGGAGGCAAACACCAGUUUGGUACGAGCCUGCUGGAAUGAGCUGUUUACUCUGGGUCUCGCUCAGUGCGCUCAUGUGAUGAACCUGUCGACCAUCCUCACUGCCAUCAUCAACCACCUUCAGAGCAGCAUCCAGGAUGACAAGCUUUCGGGGGAGAGGGUGAAGCAGGUGAUGGAGCACAUUUGGAAGUUCCAGGAGUUCUGUAACAGCAUGACGAGGCUGGAGACUGACAGCUACGAAUAUGCCUACCUGAAGGCGAUAGUGUUGUUCAGCCCUGAUCACCCGGGUGUGGAUGGCAGCGGGCAGAUUGAGAAGUUCCAGGAGAAAGCGUUGAUGGAGCUGCAGGACUAUGUGCAGAAAACAUACCCAGAUGACACCUACAGGUUGACCCGUAUCCUGACUCGCCUCCCAGCCCUGCGCCUCAUGAACUCCAGCAUCACGGAGGAGCUCUUCUUCACUGGCCUGAUAGGUAACGUCUCUAUUGACAGCAUCAUUCCAUACAUCCUCAAGAUGGAGACGGCUGAGUACAACAGCCAGGACUCUGACCUGACAGAUUGAUAACCCCUCACUCCAGCACCCAGAACUGUCGAGUUAAAGAUUAGUGAGUCUCCACUUCAGGUACUCUCUUUGUCUCUCAACAGUAAACCACGUACUGUUGCACCAUAGUCCAAAAUCCUGCAGCAGCCCUUUGUUUUCUAAAGAUGCAUGGUGCAAAGUUAUUCAGGAAUCUUUGCCAGAUUAGGAUAAUCCAGCAUUGGAGAGCCAGGAUGACACUUGGAAUGUUGUUUCCUUGAGUUGAAACAGUGAGGUAAUCUUGAAUUGCCAGACUAAAAUCAGUCACUCUGAACUGAAGGAAAAAGGAAUCCUCUGCAGCAGCAACUGUGCUCAUCUCCUUUAAUGUCUUUAUCGCACUUCAAGCUGUUUACAUGUGAACUUUACUUUAUGACCUUGGCCUUUCAAAUUGUAUGAGUCUUUUAUAAGCCUUACCAUGCUCUCAUGUUGAUCACUUACUUAAAUUAGCACUACCUUAUGUUUCAGAUAUCAGAUGAGCUAUUAACAAACCCAGUCUGUAAUCUUAAAACACAAACAGGAACUUUACGUGUGGAAGUGGAAUUUCAUUUGAGACUAAAGUACAGCUGAGUGCUUACUUCAAAAGUGUACUUUGAUGCUGUAAGGUAUUUGUUUAUGUGGGUAUUUGGGAACAUUGGCACAGUAUAAGAUGACCUGUUAGUGCUGUUAAUUAAGUAUGACUUUUCUGGGUGGGGAAGGAAUUGAAACAAGCUUUGUAAAAAGUGUUUCCCCAGCAGAGAGACAUUUGAAGUAAAGAUAACAUGACUCCAGUUGACACCAACUCAUUAUGUUACUGUAAGUGCAAUAAAAGCUUCCCAACAACAGUAAUUUAGGCGCCUAAAACCAAAGAUGGACAGACGUUGACCCCAAACUUCUGAAAUUCAGGCCAAAAUAAUUGCGUUUUUUUUUUUUUUUUUUUUAUGGCAACCGACAUGAAUAUAGUGGCAGUGGUGAGGACACUAAACUCUGCUAAUGCUGUUCUGUAAUAUUUUAAUUCAUUAGGUUAGCCCACUCAAAGCAGUCAAUAUAGGGGAAACAUCAACUUUGAAGCUGACACAAUUACCCAGGAGAUACAAGACAUUAAAGUACAGUUCUUCACUUUGAAUACAUUCAAGUAAUGGUUGGAACGUGAGCUGCAAUCAGGUACAAGAACUAACUUGAACCUCAGUUAAUUCAUGCUUAAUCUGGAUUCAUAUGGACUGGCUAUCAUAGCAUCGAUCCACCACAGAGUGCAUUCUUAGCUCAUUUUAACAUGAUCAACUUCUUUCAGUUUCACUUUUAAUUCACAUUCAUGAAGUCACGCAAGACAAAUUAGCCAGUCCGUUUGAGCAUGUCUUUUUUAAUGCUGAACGGCAUUGCAAAUAUUUUAGGUUUGGGAGUGUUUUUAUGUUUAGGUACACUUAUUUCUGGGUUAUCAUGAAUAUGUUGCUAAUAUAACCUGUGCAAUCACCUCAUCACUUUUCCCCUUAUGACAAUCAAUUAUAUGUUAUAUCCUUCAGUCCCAUCAGUGUCAUGACUGUCUCAAUCUACAUUUUGUAUGUGUAUUUAUCAAUGGCAAUUAUUUCUUUUAAGGAAUUAGAUUAACUUUAAGAUUUUGGGUUCAGAAAUGUUACUUAUCUGUAGCUAUGCUACUGUUUUUGCACUUGUGUUUGCAUUUGUACUCUGCUAAGUGCACAUCAAUCAGUUUUGUGGCGUUCCACUGUGUUCAUGCUGACUAAAACUUUGUGUUUUGUAUGUUUUCUAAAAACUUUAAAUUUGUUGUGAACAAAUGUGCUUGUUGCAUACUAAGUGUACUUAAAGUACUUUUGGGCAGGUUUCCCUGAUUUAAAAGUAAAAAGUAGAUUUUCUGGGAAGCCAGUCUCGAGUGCAUUGACGUCUUGAAGACCAUAUAGAGAUGUGCAUCGGCUCACCCACUUACAUACUGGUUCAGAAUAAGCAUCCACAGUAACACGAAUGGUAACGGGGAUGUAAAGAAGUAGACAAGGAUAAUGUCUUGUGAAAUAAAUGUCAGUUGUAAUAUUUGGGUUUAAAACCCAUACAGACUUUGUAAAGGCACUGUCGUGAAAUGACCUUUGUACAUGUAAUUUCAUAAAAAUGAGUGCAUGUUGUUUUUAAGCGGGGUUUUAUAAUCUUGUCGCUGUCUGUCCUGAUAAGGAGCAUUGUUAUAAUUUUUAUAGUGCAUUGCAGUGCAUGAUGAAGUUGCUUAAGUGCAUUUUAUUAAAUGCUGUAUGGAAAAUGUUAAUUUAAAUGUUGUGGCUUUAAAAUAUUUACCAUGAGCAGCUCCCACAUUAGAGGAUAUUAGAUGAAAAAAAUUUUUUUUUUCAGAUUUGUGGAUUGAGUAUCCUAUGGUUGAGAUUUUAUACUAUGUAAAUGUAUCUUGUUUUUCUGCUCAUGUAAAAUGUAUUUCUUCAAACCAUGAGACUGAGAAAUUCAAACAACAUUCAUGUUUUGCUUAAGUUUGUCACAACCCUACAUUUCUACCUCACACCGAUGACGAUGAUGUUGAUAUAAAACAAAUGUAUUAAUGACUGAGCUCCUGUAUCAGCAUUCCAGUCUCUGAGGCUGGCUUCUCUGAAGCCAAACAUUAUAAAA
Chelmon rostratus (copperband butterflyfish) is the source of this 4662-nucleotide messenger RNA. RefSeq names its product nuclear receptor subfamily 2, group C, member 2 (gene nr2c2). Bases 163 to 2058 code for a protein of 631 amino acids. Gene Ontology annotation, biological process: cell differentiation; anatomical structure development; positive regulation of transcription by RNA polymerase II. Gene Ontology annotation, molecular function: zinc ion binding; RNA polymerase II cis-regulatory region sequence-specific DNA binding; nuclear receptor activity. Lineage: Eukaryota; Metazoa; Chordata; Actinopteri; Chaetodontiformes; Chaetodontidae. The record is from RefSeq and is a predicted model, not a curated record. The transcript is spliced from 15 exons.